UACGGUAGAAUUCUCGCGAGCAAACUCGCCAAACCCGCGUUCUAAUCGACGGCCGCAGGCUUCGGUCAUUUGCUUUCUCCGCCUUCCCCGAUCACCAAAACCCUAAAGUUCUCCAAUCCACAAUCUCAUUGAUCGAUCUCCCUCCCUUGCAACCCAUGGCAGGAAGGGGCCGCUUCAUACCCAACCACAUCCUCCAACUUCGCGAUGUUCAGCGUCUGCCCUUAGGCCCCCAUCCCCAGGUUGUGCACAUCCUCGACGAACCUGCACUUCUCCGCCGACUCCCACCGCCUCCCGCCGCUUUCCCAUCCAUCAUCGCCCUCGAGGAACGCCUCGAGGAUCAGCUCCGCGAGAUUCACGUCCUUCUUGCCGACAACCAGCACCUCGCCGCCACACACGUCGCUCUAAAGCAGGAGCUCGACGCAUCCCAUGACGAGCUCCGCGUUGCCUCCGCUGCAGCUGCUAAGGUACGGAUGGAGCGGGACGCGGAUGUGCGUGAAGUGCUCGACCGAUCGUUAAAGGCUGACGCGGAGGCUCGUGAGGUUGAGGAGAUGCGGUCGGAGUUAAUGCGGGCAAGGACUGAAGUGCAGAAGCUUGGAGCUACGAGAAAUGAACUAUUGGAGCGGCUGCAGGGGCUUGAAGUGGAUGUUUCACGUGCGAGGGAGGAACUAGGGCAAGCAUCCGCUGUGAGGGCUGAGAUUGAGGCUAUGAGUAGGGAAAUCCAGAGGGGAAGAGCUGCAGUUGAAUAUGAGAAAAAAGCACGUGCUGAGAACCUACUACAAGGUCAGGAAAUGGAGAAAAGUAUGAUUUCCAUUGCUCGUGAGGUAGAAAAGCUGCGCGUUGAACUUGCCAAUGCAGAGAAAAGGGCGAGGGCAUCAGCUGCAGCUGCAGCUGUUGUUGCUGCAAACCCAAGUUUAGGAUACACUGACGCUUACAGAAAUAAUACUGGAUUGGCUUAUGGUGGAAAUGCCUAUGCUAUGGCCUAUAAUUUGCAUCAGGUUGCUGAUGUUACUAAACAGUAUGGUCAAGUCCCCGCAGCUCAUACAGGCUAUGAUAUUCAGCAGGCUCAUGUCACCAGAUGAAGACGGCGCACAUUGAUUGGAUAUGCUGGUCUGAAGUCUCCAGGUCCGGCUCUUUCAACCAUCUCUGAGAUCUAUAAAAUGUAUUUUUAUUUUUCUGAUAGAUGCCUUACAUCAAUAGUUUAUUUACUUGUUCUGAUUCGUAAUAAUGGUUCUACUUUAUAUUGCCAAGUGCAUUCAUGUGAUGGUGUUUGCGCUUUCUGCAUUUAGAGUUGUUCACUUCAGCGAUGAGUUAAUUUUCUUUUUAAUUU
Phalaenopsis equestris is the source of this 1327-nucleotide messenger RNA. RefSeq names its product protein FLC EXPRESSOR. Bases 156 to 1079 code for a protein of 307 amino acids. The record is from RefSeq and is a predicted model, not a curated record. NCBI's taxonomy places the organism in Eukaryota, Viridiplantae, Streptophyta, Magnoliopsida, Asparagales, Orchidaceae. The transcript is spliced from 4 exons.